Messenger RNA from Zerene cesonia (dogface butterfly), 719 nucleotides. RefSeq lists its product as uncharacterized. The record is from RefSeq and is a predicted model, not a curated record. Bases 88 to 525 code for a protein of 145 amino acids. The transcript has 2 exons. Lineage: Eukaryota; Metazoa; Arthropoda; Insecta; Lepidoptera; Pieridae.
CCUGCAAAGUUUUUAAUAUUUUUAUAAAUUAAACAUUAACGACGUAAAGUGUGUUCUAACUAAAUAACAAUUUAUAAAACUUUGAAAAUGUCGAUUCCUGUAUUACGACGUCCGAAACAAGUUGAAAAAAAUAACAACAUUAUUAUUGAACCAGAAGAUUUUAUGAUACUAACUUUGAAAAAUGGUAAAAAACUUGUCGUGUCUUCAGACUCAUACCACGGCAUUAUAACUUCCAGUAAUAUAUACAAAUGCGUGAUAUGUAACGAAGAAUUUAGUUUGGCAAAGGGUGAUAAAGAAAAACACAAGAAAUCGCAUAAGCACAAGCAAUUAAUGAUUUUGUCGCCACACAAGGAAGAUUUUGCUGAGAAUUUAAUACGCCAGAUAGAAACUGACAUCUGCUAUUGCACAAUAUGCAAUGUGGUUGUUCCAUCGAGAACGUUAACAAGACACCUCUCAGCUGAGGGACACACUACAGAACUGAAGAAAGCCAAGCUAAGAUCGUUUACAUAUCAACCUUUGCUAUGAGUUGUGCGGGGCGCAACCAAUUUAGUAUAUUUUAAAUCAUAAUAGAUUAUUUUGUAAUGGUGCUUAAAAUUUAUAUUGUCUGUCUAACAAAUAUAUCGUUAAUAUAAGUGAUUAAAAUAAUUUCUUCAUUAUACAUCACUAUAAUUUUGUACAUGCUAUUUUUUAUUUACUUUAAAUCAAAAAGGAAAUGUGCA